Molecule: messenger RNA, 1236 nt
Organism: Exophiala aquamarina CBS 119918
Lineage: Eukaryota; Fungi; Ascomycota; Eurotiomycetes; Chaetothyriales; Herpotrichiellaceae
Exons: 1
Coding region: 1-1236 (411 amino acids)
Biological process (GO): endosomal transport; actin cortical patch assembly; actin filament organization
Cellular component (GO): nucleus; plasma membrane; cytoplasm
Molecular function (GO): protein binding; calcium ion binding
Source: RefSeq, a predicted model, not a curated record
AUGUCUGCAACAAAGCGAAUCGACAAAUGGGAGAUAGAUCGCUACUGGGAAAUCUUCUCUUCCCUUGUGCCACCUCCUGUCGCUCCCCACUCUCGCCUGACCAACCAGGCCGCAGCCAGUGUUCUGCGGAAUUCACAACUUCGCGAUGAUCAGCUAGAAAGAGUGUGGGAUCUGGCGGAUGUCGACGGAGACGGCGAGCUUGACUUUGAAGAAUUCUGUGUGGCUAUGCGCUUGAUCUUCGAUCUGGUCAACGGCGAAUAUCAAGAUGUCCCUAAGUCCCUUCCAGACUGGCUAAUUCCUGAGAGCAAAGCGCAUCUUGUCGCCGCCAAUCGAGCAUUAUCAGGCCACCAGCAGGCUCAAUUCGAAAGGAUAGAGGAUGACGAGGAUGAUGCCGGGCUUAAAGACGGGUUUGAUUGGUACAUGAACCCGGAUGACAAGCACAAGUACGAGGAGAUCUAUUCAGCCAACAGAAACCGGAGAGGAGAAAUUGGCUUUGAAAACCUGCACUCUCUAUACUCAAGCUUGGAUGUGCCGGACACCGAUGUGCGAAGUGCGUGGAACCUGGUCAAUACCAGUGGAAGAGACACAAUAUCGAAAGAGGCGUGCAUAGCGUUUCUUCACAUCCUCAACUACCGCCAUGAAGGCUACCGAAUACCUCGGACUGUUCCGCCCAGCUUGAGAUCAACAUUCGAGGGAAAUAAGAUUGAUUAUCAGAUCGACAGCAUGAGAAACCGGCCAAACAAAUAUGAUGAAGACACCACAUUGGGCCGGAAAGCCAAAUUUGGGGACGCAUAUCUGAGUCGUAUCGGCGGCAAGGGAGGCUCUUCUUAUCAACCCAAGGGAACUGAUUUCUCCGAUGUGGUGGAAGAUGAAGACCUUGAAAAGGUCAGACUCCUCCGGGAAUUGCGGGAGCUCGAAUCACAGCAUGAUGCAGCUACAGCAGCAGCAGAAAGACGACGAAAUCAGAGGCAGGAAAAUGGGUCACGACAGGGCGGGAAGACUAAUUGGACAUUGGUCAAGCGUGAAGCACAGCAGAUGUUGGAGUACAAGCAGCGACAAUACGUGGAUUUGAAUUCUGAAAAUGCCAACAAAUCCGGCAACGAUAUCAAGAGGUUGAGGGAUGAUCUGGCUUUGGUCGCCGAGCAGAUAGACGGGCUUGAGUCUCAUCUAAGGAAACGAGAAGCUGAACUGGACAAUGUCCGUCGAGAGAUCGAGGUUGAGAAGACAGGCAGAUAG